Rhinolophus ferrumequinum (greater horseshoe bat) is the source of this 4431-nucleotide messenger RNA. RefSeq names its product zinc finger CCHC-type containing 7 (gene ZCCHC7). The transcript has 9 exons. Gene Ontology annotation, molecular function: zinc ion binding; nucleic acid binding. The record is from RefSeq and is a predicted model, not a curated record. NCBI's taxonomy places the organism in Eukaryota, Metazoa, Chordata, Mammalia, Chiroptera, Rhinolophidae. The coding region runs from base 630 to 2270 and encodes 546 amino acids.
CGCCGGUGGCCGGGGGACCCCCUGCCCGCCCUCCGCCUCUCCCGCCGGGCUGUGGAACUAGCGCGUGUCCCUUCGCCGGCCUCCGCGUCUCCUGUCUGUCCCCCACUCGUGGCGGGGCGCGGCUCGUGGUCUCUCAGUGGUGCUCUGCCCCACGCCGCUCGGCUGACCCGCUGGGGUGUCCGCCUCUCCCUGCCCGGCCGGAGCCUGAGGUCGUGGUUCAAAGAAAGGCUGGGCACCCCAUCGCCUCGGUGGGGUUGGCGGUUCUGCGCAUUUUACCUCCACUACCCCCGAGAUUGUCCUGUCUUUUAGUGAAGCCGGUUAGGUAAACGCGGAGGUCCCGCCGCACCGAGAGGGGGUCCUGCCUGUGAGGACCGAACAGUCCUGGGGCAACUCCAGCUGCUGUUGUCAGAAGCAGCAGCUGCAGCUGUGGGGCCAGAAAAAUUUAGGGAGACAUAUCCCUUCACCCAUGUAAAAGAGGGAGACUUGGACAGCAUCCGCUAAGACUCCCUUUAUUCUUCACAUCUCACGAGCCCGCAGUGAACUUCAACUUGAAGGAAGAGCUGCUGGUGCAGUGGGAAAACUUGCUGGGAGUCAGCAGGCCUGAGCAUCAAAAUCACUGACUUUCCGUGAUGUUUGGUGGUUAUGAGACUAUAGAAGCCUAUGAAGAUGACCUUUAUCGUGAAGAGUCAUCUAGUGAACUGAGCAUCGAUAGUGAGGUGGAAUUUCAGCUCUACAGCCAAGUUCAUUAUGCUCAAGAUCUUGACGAUGUCAUCAGGGAGGAAGAACAUGAAGAAAGGGACUCUGGGAAUUCUGAACCAUCCAGUAGUAAACCAAAUCAGAAGAACUUAAUUAUCCUUUCAGAUAGUGAAGUCAUCCAGUUAUCAGAUGGGUCAGAGGUCAUCAGUUUGUCCGAUGAAGAUAGUAUUUAUAGAUGUAAAAGAAAGAAUUUUAGUGUCCAAGCAAAAGAAAAAACCCAAGGUCCUCCUGCUUCUCUUCAUUCAAAUGAGUUGGAUGAUAAGAAAUGCAAGAGGGAUAGUGAGAAGCCUAAACCUGAAGAGAGAUCGGGUACAUUCCGAGAGGUCAUGAUUAUAGAGGUCAGUUCAAGUGAAGAGGAAGAGAGCACCAUUUCAGAAAGUGACAACGUGGAAAGCUGGAUGCUGCUGGGAUGUGAAGUUGAUGAUGAUAAAGACGAUGAUAUCCUUCUCAAUCUUGUGGGAUGUGAUAACUCUGUUAAUGAAGGAGAAGCUUGUGUAAACUGGUUCAUCAGUGACAAAGAUAUUGAGGCCCAGAUAGGUAAUAAUAGAUCAUCUGGAAGAUGGACUCACCGAUACUAUACAACCAACAAAAAUGUUACCUGUAGAAAUUGUGAUAAAUGUGGCCAUUUGUCAAAAAACUGCCCCUUUCCACAAAAAAUCCGUCCCUGCUGCCUCUGCUCCGAGAGAGGACACCUCCAGUAUGCCUGUCCAGCACGCUUUUGCUUAGACUGUUCUCUGCCCAUGUCUUCCACUCACAGAUGUCUUGAAAGAUCUUCCUGGAGAAAGCGCUGUGACCGAUGUGACAUGAAAGGCCACUAUGCUGAUGCUUGCCCAGAAAUCUGGAGGCAGUAUCACCUAACGACCAAACCUGGGCCACCCAAAAAGCCGAAGACCCCUUCCGGACAAUCAACCUUAGCGUUUUGCUACAAUUGCGGUCAAGGAGGCCAUUAUGGACAUGAAUGCACAGAAAGGCGGAUGUUGAACCAGACGUUUCCAACAUCUCCAUUCAUCUACUACUAUGAUGACAAAUACGAAAUUCGGGAGAGAGAACAGAGAAUAAAGCGAAAAGUGAAAGAACUCCAGAAAAGGGGGUAUUUUCCAAGGCAGUUCAAGAGGCCUCAUGUGGAAGCAACAAAUCAGAGGUCUCACCACAAUAUGAGGAAGAGCCAGGCCUCCUGGAGAAACAACAGAUGGCCUCACGAAAAGAAAGAAACCCAAAAAGAAUCGAUGAGCAGGAACAAUAGAGAGCGGGAAAAGCACAGGAAGGCUGACAGGUGUCAUGACGUGGAUGAGGACUUUCCCAGGGGCCCAAAAAUUCACUCUUCUCCCGACACUUGCAGAACCCAGGAGCCUCACAGACGCUUCCAGCAGUCGCGUCAUCACAAGCCAAGAGAAGAAAAGCUGCCCAAAGAGGGCAGGCGGGGCAAGCAUAAGAAAAAGGAGAGGUCCUUGGAAGAUGAUGACAGUGACAAUUUAUUUCUUAUUAAGCAGAGGAAAAAAAAGUCUAAACUGUGAGACAGUUUCUGAUUUGGCUUUCCAGCAUUUCUCUGGUCUUACGACAUUCAGGCAAUAUUUUUAUUAUCUGUGAUUAAAUAAAGUGCGUUUUUUUGGUUUGGGUUGUUUUCGUCUCAGCCACAUGGAGAGCUCCUGAGCAAAGACCAUUGGAAAUGCUGUGUCCAACGGGUUACUCGGGAAGAAAAGAGAAAGAUACACUUCGAUUCCCUCCGUUUCAGUCCACCAUUUUUCUUCAGAAUUUUAGAGCUAGAAAGAAUUAAUCAUUUCAAGAGAAUUUUUAAAAAAUACUUCGGAGACAUACAAGCUCAUUAAGUGUAAUUCAUCUGUACUAUGGUUAUGUAAAUUAAAUCUUGCAGCAAGAUAAGCCUAACAGAACUAUGAGACAUUCAUCGAUCUUUUUCAGCAAUUUGUAACUUUUCUUUUUGUAACAUUGGAAAGGGUAACAGCUGUAAACGUUAAGUGCAGUGUUUCCUGCUUCAGAAGCUGGUGUCAGAAUCCUCCCUUGGUCAGAGCACCACAGGCUGGAAAAUGAAGGUGGCAUCAUUGAAGCCCUGGAGGGGUAGGGAAUAGGACUGUAACAAAAUGCCAGUAAGGAAUCCAUCCAGUGUAAAUGUCGCGAGAUAGAUUUCCUGAAGUAAGUGAAAAAGAGGUCAUCAAAAAAUUAACGUAAUCACAAUGAUACAGGUUUUACCAUCUUUACAGCCACACUUCAAGAAGACUGUCACUCAGCUAUAUAGAGAUAAAUGUUGCCCAACUUAAAAAAUUGUUUUGUUUUUAACUGCAAAGCUGGACAAAGCUGUCCAGAAAUUUUUGUACUUGUGAAUCUUUUGUACUUAUCAAAGCCUAAUGUUAGAAUAAAAAAAUAAAUAAAAUCUCUGAAGUAGGGUAAAUAAAUGUGUCUGAUAUGUAAAAAGAUAAAGACAGUUUGGGUGACCGAGGGCAUACUUGGGUUGGACAAGUGACUAAAGUUAUAAAAUCUCCAUAAACAGGGGUUAAAAAAUGCCGUUGUUGACCACGCACAAGUUCUAUGCCAGAAUAAAAUGAGAUGGAAUCAGUUAACUGGGACAGUUUUAUAGUGUUAGAUUCUUAAAUGUGUUUUUUUUCCUUUGUGAAGUACACAAAUGCUGUAUAUCUGGUAAGAUCAGCCCUCUUACCUUUUGGGGGCAAAGGGAGAAUCUCACUUCCCGAAUCUGCUUUCGUGUAAGUUGUCAGUCCACAGUCUGUAGUCCACAGCUGCCCGGUGGCUGCCCAGCUUUUAGCUAAGUGUAAGGGCUCAUUGUGUUGGUGCUGGCUUCCUAACAUUAGCGGGGAUUGUUUUGACCCUAAGUUAAGUGACCAGAUCCUUUUAACAUCCUGCUAAAAGUUCCAGCUGGCUUCCUAGAGUGGUACACCUCAGAUAAUAGGCAUUAUUCCUCAGUAGGACCUGGGCCAAGUGUGGCUUAUUACUGAUGUGGUGGGAGUGGCAUUCCGUCUCAUCCAAGGGCACCUGCAUUCAGGGCAGAAAUGGGACUGCCAUGCUGUAGCGUCCAUCACACAUAGAAGGUUGUUUGGAGGAAGAAAGAAAGAAAGCUCUUUUUCUAUUUGUUUCUGCACAUUCUCUUAUUUUUCCUCCCCACUUUUAUUCUUUUAUUACACAAACAUUUUGUUCUGGGGUGUAACUUACCCUUCAGGUUUAUGCAUUGAUAUGCCGAAAGGCGAGGCGACUGAGCUCGUUUACUUGUGGGCAUUAGGAUGGUCAGGAAAGACUAAACACAGAGGAGCCUCUCCUCCAUUUCUUCUUCAUUGGCCCUGGCGCCUGGCUUUUACAGCAAGUGUUCAGUACAAGUCAGUCAGUCUGCGCACACACUAACUUUCUAUACAAGAAUGGGGCGUUGAAAAUAUAGAGAGAUUUCACAAUCAAAGACUUUAAGUGCAUAUGUACAAUUAAGAGAGGAAAAGCAGAUGUCCCAAACCAUAAAGACCCGUGUAUUUGCUAGGACUGAGAAGACGCUAAACAUCUAUUGCCUCUGACCCCACUUUGAUUAGAAGCAGCUUGAGUGACUCUUUUCCUGGAUUCUAGCUUGGUUCACAUUUAACAUUCUUAGGAGAGAAACCAUCUCGCGUUCUCUCAAUGGAAAGCCCUUUGUCGACCGUGCUAUUGGGAGUACCUGUUAUUUCAGAA